This is a messenger RNA of Dimorphilus gyrociliatus, 2229 nucleotides long. NCBI's taxonomy places the organism in Eukaryota, Metazoa, Annelida, Polychaeta, Dinophilidae. The record is from the annotation of a GenBank genome assembly.
AACAUUAAAAACAGGUUAUAUAAAUUAAUUAUUUAUACUGUUGAAUAUUCAUCAUAUUGUUUCUUUUAUGAGAUUGAAAAAUGUAUAGGUUAUAGCUGUAAUAGUCUGUACUCUUCCUAACGAAGGGUACAUUAAUAAUGAAGCAUAACAACUGUCGAACGUCUUCUUAUAACUGAAUUAUAAACCAAUCGAGGGAAAGCUUUAACAGAACACGUAGAAGUCUAAUUUAAAUGAAAACUAUUGAGAGGAAAAAAUAUUACUAACUAUACAAAAACGAUCGAAAAACAGUAGAUUUUUUUCUUUUUCCAGUAAAAACUAAAUGACCAAUAGAACAUGCACUACAACGUGAUCUGGGUAUAAAAAAAGCAAUAUAGUUGGAUUGAGAAUAAAUGAGUGGCGCACUACUGCAGUUUUACUUUUUGUGCAGAGAGUGAGAGCCACGGAGAAAGAGAGAGAGAGAGAGAGAGAGAGAGAGAGACAAGGAAAGAAAAAAGAGAGAGAAAAAAGAAAAGAACAGAGAGGGAGACAGACAGAGUGAAUGAGUGAAAGAUUUAGAUAGAUAGAGAAAGAGUUAGAGGAAAGAGAAAGUGAGCACAUUGCAGUUGCAAUGUAAUUUUCAAACGCAGCAACGCCUUUAAUUCUUUAAAUCAUAAGGAACUCAAAGAAUAUAUUGACUAUUGGAACUGACAUUUCAUAUCGCAAUCUUCCAGUUUAUCCUUGUUUUGUAUUUUUAUUUUCUCGAAUAGAAUACUGCAAUGAAACGUAAAAUUGCAAAAACUGUUGUUUUUUGUGGAUUAGUAUGGAUAAUACUCGUUUUCUUAGUAACAAAUUAUGAAGAUGGGAAAGUUACAAACAUUUUUAUAUGGUCGACAAAUGAAAUAACGAAUAAUGAAGUUAUGAGGGACUGUAUCUUAACUCAGGAUAUAGAGAGAGCUCAGGUGAUUGUUACCAACUUAAAGGAUCUUAAUUCAUUCAUAAACUCUGCAAAGAACAUUAAAGAUAAGGAAAAAUUUCUCUAUUCGGAUUUUCCACCUAAUAAAUCUCUUGAUCGUGAGCUAAUCGAUAAUCACUUUGAUUGGCUAAUAUCCUAUGUCAAAGAAUCGGAUAUUGUUAUUAAACAGUUUAAAAGAACUUUUUUUAUACAUAGCAAUGAAGCUGAUGAAAGAGCCUUCGAUAGUGAGUUUGCCUCAAGAACAAGGUUAAUAUUUUGGAUGAAAGAAGAUUGCCAUCAGUCAUUGACAACAGAAAGAAUUGAAAAUUACAUAGAAUUGCUCAGUCGGUUUAUUCCCGUUGAUAUUUUAUCGAAAUGCGAUAAUUCGCUAUUUCCUGAUGCCGAGAAACUAUAUAAAUAUCAAUUUAUCCCCUCUAAUUCCAAUUGUAGAGGAUACGCGAAUCCAACCGUGAUAAAAGCACUUAGUAACGGCCUAAUUCCUGUUGUAUAUGGAGUAGAACAAUCUAAAUCAAACAUCUUACCGGAAAAUUCGACUUUGUUCAUUCCCCAAUCGACGUCACCUGCUUUCCUAGGACGGCAUUUGAAGACCUUAGUAGCUGAUAAAAAUUCCUACUUCCGCCUGAAAAAUUGGAUUUUUAGCGGAGGAUUAGUGGAAAAUAAGCGAAUCGAACUGGGAGAAUUAUGUCAGUUUAUAAGAGGGCAAAGGAGAUUUCGAAAAAGGAGGAUUUCUAAGUGGUGGAAUGUUGACACGCAAUGUUCCAUUAAUCAAUAAUACAGAGCUUUUAUCAUCAUAACGCUGUUUCCAUUACUCUAAGUGAUAAAGUUGGCUUGACUUUGUAUAUUUUUUUAACAAUGCCCUUUUUUUUCCAUUAAUAUAUAUUUUAAUGCUAGAUAUUUAAAUAUAAUAUAUAAGUCUUAAUCCCUUUCUUUCUUUUCUCAAUAAACUAGGCCUAUAUGAAAAAAUUCUUACAACAAUUACAUUUAAUGGUAAUAAUUAAUUAGGUGAGGAGAGUUAUUUAAUUAGUAAUACUUCUUUUGAAGUGAAUAAAUAACAUUUGAAGUAGAGAAGAAUUUUAAGUAGAUUAGUAAAGGGAUCAUUUGUUAACUCUUGUAAGAGAAGUUUAGGAGGUCGCUUCCUUCUAAUUUUUUCUUCUUCAUAUGCUCUGUUUCCUUUCCUUUUUCUCCUUAACAUUAUGCUUUUUUGAUAUAAUAGCAUCUCCAUAGUAAUGAAAGUGAAUAAUUUCGUCAUAAAAUAUUCAAUUAUUAAUGGAUAAAAG